AGGACAAUGGUGUCACUACUUCUUCUUCUUCUAUGUCUAACUCUUCCUCUGCUUCUAUUGUUCUUCUUCCACAAACAUAAAACCAUUAACAAUCCACCCCUUCCACCUGGUCCUAGAGGCCUUCCAAUAAUCGGUAAUCUUCAUCAACUAGACAACUCUGUUCUUUAUCUCCAACUAUCGACCCUCUCAAAGAUAUAUGGUCCCUUAUUCUCACUUCAACUCGGUUCAAGGCCAGCUAUUGUUGUUUCAUCACCUGAAAUUGCAAAAAAGGUACUCAAAAACAAUGACCUUGUGUUUUCUAAUCGACCUAAAUUACUUGGCCAACAGAAAUUGUCCUAUAAUGGGUUAGAGGUUGUAUUUUCCCCAUACAAUGAUUAUUGGAGAGAAAUAAGAAAAAUUUGUGUUGUCCAUAUCUUUAGCUCUAAGCGUGUCUCAUGUUUUUAUUCUACAAGAGAGUUUGAGGUCAAGCAAAUGAUCAAAAAGAUAUCAGGGCAUGCUUCUUCUUCUGUUGUUACAAACUUGAGUGAGUUACUCAUUUCUCUUUCAAACAGUAUAAUAUGUAGAAUUGCUUUUGGGAGAAGGUAUGUGGAUGAAGGAUCUGAAACGAAAAGGUUCCAUAGGCUGCUUAGUGAGUUUGAGGCCAUGAUGGUAACUUUCUUUGUUUCGGACUAUAUUCCAUUCAUGGGUUGGAUUGAUGAACUCACAGGAUUGAAUGCACGUCUUGAACGAAUUUUCAAGGAGUUUGAUAAGUUUUAUCAAGAGGUCAUUGAUGAACACUUGGAUCCAAAUACACAGCGCACAGAGGAACAUGAUAUAGUUGAUGUCUUGCUUCAAUUGAAGAAACAAAGUUCGUUUUCAAUUGAUCUCACUUAUGAACACAUCAAAGGGGUCCUCAUGGACUUGCUUGUAGCAGCAACGGAUACCACUUCAGCCACAUCAAUUUGGGCUAUGACGGCCCUAAUAAAAAACCCAAGAGUAAUGAAGAAAGUUCAAGAAGAAAUUAGGAACUUGGGAGGUAAAAAAGAUUUCUUAGAUGAAGAUGAUGUUCAAAAGUUUCCCUACUUGAAGGCAGUGAUAAAAGAGACAUUGAGAUUGCACCCACCAAACCCACUACUUGUGCCAAGAGAAUCAAGUGAAAAAUGCAUUAUAGAUGGCUAUCACAUUCCAGCCAAGACAGUAGUGUAUGUGAAUGCUUGGGCUAUUCAUAGAGACCCUGAGGCUUGGAAAGACCCAGAAGAGUUUUAUCCUGAGAGAUUCUUAGACAGUGCUAUAGAUUUUAGGGGUCAAGAUUUUGAACUAAUUCCUUUUGGAGCAGGUCGUAGAAUUUGCCCAGGUUUGCCUAUGGGGGUUGCUACAUUGGAACUUAUCCUAGCUAAUCUUCUUAAUUCCUUUGGUUGGGAAUUGCCACGAGGGUUGGUAAAGGAAGACAUAGAUACUGAAGUGUUGCCAGGAAUUACCCAACACAAGAAGAAUCCUCUCUGCCUUUCUGCCAAGAGCCGGAUGGACUGA
Gastrolobium bilobum is the source of this 1509-nucleotide messenger RNA. RefSeq names its product cytochrome P450 83B1-like. The transcript is spliced from 2 exons. NCBI's taxonomy places the organism in Eukaryota, Viridiplantae, Streptophyta, Magnoliopsida, Fabales, Fabaceae. Gene Ontology annotation, molecular function: iron ion binding; monooxygenase activity; heme binding. The coding region runs from base 7 to 1509 and encodes 500 amino acids. The record is from RefSeq and is a predicted model, not a curated record.